Molecule: messenger RNA, 3409 nt
Organism: Dipodomys spectabilis (banner-tailed kangaroo rat)
Lineage: Eukaryota; Metazoa; Chordata; Mammalia; Rodentia; Heteromyidae
Gene: Nln
Product: neurolysin
Exons: 13
Coding region: 177-2315 (712 amino acids)
Biological process (GO): peptide metabolic process; proteolysis
Cellular component (GO): mitochondrial intermembrane space
Molecular function (GO): metalloendopeptidase activity
Source: RefSeq, a predicted model, not a curated record
GGGGCUGCCGCACGUGGGAGGGCGCUGGCAGGGCUGGCCGCCGCCGGUUCCAACGCUGUGGCCUCCUUCGUGAGGCCUACUGUGGGCACCCGGGAGACCGGAUUGCACCGCCUUCUUCCUGCACCCCCUAGACCGGAGGAUCUCGCGUCCGCCGCUGCCAGCCUCUCGGUGUGCCCAUGAUCGCCAGGUGCCUUUCAGCUGUGCGAGGCCUCCACAGGUACCUCCGAGUUGGUGGUUCCAGGAUUUUACUCAGAAUGACUUUGGGAAGAGAUGUGGCAUCUCCUCUCCAGGCAAUGUCCUCCUACACUGCAGCUGGCAGAAAUGUUCUAAGAUGGGAUCUUUCACCAGAGCAAAUUAAAACAAGAACAGAAGAGCUCAUCAUGCAGACCAAGCAGGUGUACGACACGGUUGGAAUGCUGGACAUAGAGGAAGUAACUUAUGAGAACUGUUUGCAGGUGUUGGCAGAUGUGGAAGUGAAGUAUAUAGUGGAAAGAACCAUGCUGGACUUCCCCCAGCAUGUGUCCUCUGACAAAGAAGUGAGGGCAGCAAGCACAGAAGCAGACAAGAGGCUUUCUCAGUUUGAUAUUGAGAUGAGCAUGAGAGAAGAUAUAUUUCAGAGAAUCGUUCAUUUACAGGAAAACUGUGAUUUGGAGAAGAUAAAGCCUGAAGCCAGGAGAUACUUAGAAAAGUCAAUUAAAAUGGGAAAAAGAAAUGGGCUUCAUCUUCCAGAACAAGUACAAAAUGAAAUCAAAUCAAUGAAGAAAAGAAUGAGUGAGCUAUGUAUUGACUUCAACAAAAACCUCAAUGAGGAUGAUACCUUCCUUGUGUUUUCUAAGGCUGAACUUGGUGCUCUUCCAGAUGAUUUCAUUGACACUUUAGAAAAGACAGAUGAUGACAAGUAUAAAAUAACCUUAAAAUAUCCACACUAUUUUCCUGUCAUGAAGAAAUGUUGUGUCCCUGAAACAAGAAGGAAGAUGGAAAUGGCUUUUAAUACAAGGUGCAAAGAGGAAAACACAGUAAUUCUGCAGCAGCUACUCCCAUUGCGGGCCCAGGUGGCCAAACUGCUCGGGUACAACACUCACGCUGAUUUUGUCCUAGAACUGAACACUGCCAAGAGCACAAACCAUGUGACAGCCUUUCUAGAUGAUUUAAGCCAGAAAUUAAAACCAUUGGGUGAGGCAGAACGAGAAUUUAUUUUGAAUUUGAAGAAAAAAGAAUGUGAAGAGAAAGGUUUUGAAUAUGACGGGAAAAUCAAUGCCUGGGACCUGCCCUACUACAUGACUCAGACAGAAGAACUCAAGUACUGCAUAGACCAAGAGUUCCUCAAGGAAUACUUCCCCAUUGAGGUGGUCACCGAAGGCUUGCUGAAUAUCUAUCAGGAGCUGUUGGGACUUUCAUUUGAGCAAGUGACAGAUGCUCAUGUUUGGAAUAAAAGUGUCACACUUUACACUGUGAAGGAUAGAGCUACAGGAGAAGUGUUGGGACAGUUCUACUUGGACCUUUAUCCAAGGGAAGGAAAAUACAAUCACGCAGCCUGCUUUGGUCUCCAGCCUGGCUGCCUUCUCCCUGAUGGCAGCCGCAUGAUGUCUGUGGCCGCCCUCGUGGUGAACUUCUCACAGCCAGCAGCAGGUCGACCCUCACUCCUGAGACACGACGAGGUGAGGACUUACUUCCAUGAGUUUGGCCAUGUCAUGCAUCAGAUUUGUGCACAGACCGAUUUUGCACGAUUUAGUGGAACAAAUGUGGAAACUGACUUUGUAGAGGUUCCAUCACAAAUGCUUGAAAACUGGGUAUGGGACAUUGAUUCCCUCCGAAGACUGUCCAAACAUUACAGAGAUGGAAGCCCUAUCACAGAUGACAUGCUUGAAAAGCUUGUUGCUUCUAGACUGGUCAACACAGGUCUUCUGACCCUACGCCAGAUUGUUUUGAGCAAAGUGGAUCAGUCUCUUCACACCAACACAUCACUUGAUGCUGCGAGUGAAUAUGCUAAAUACUGCACAGAAAUUUUAGGCGUUGCAGCUACCCCAGGUACAAAUAUGCCAGCUACUUUUGGACACUUGGCUGGGGGAUAUGAUGGCCAAUAUUAUGGAUAUCUUUGGAGUGAAGUAUUUUCCAUGGACAUGUUUUACAGCUGUUUUAAAAAAGAAGGAAUAAUGAAUCCAGAGGUUGGAAUGAAAUACAGAAAUCUAAUCCUGAAACCUGGGGGAUCUCUGGACGGCAUGGAUAUGCUCCAGAAUUUCUUGAAACGUGAGCCAAACCAAAAAGCAUUCCUAAUGAGUCGAGGCCUGCAUGCUCCGGAAACUGGGGAUCUUUGAUAGCAGCGCAUGUCUGGAGGACAACCAACAGCACCAUGUGGUACCAGCCUGGAAACUGAAGGGAGAUUUGCAAAUAAAAACCUAGACUUGCUUUUGUUUUCUAAUUUAAAAAUUAAUACAAAUGUAAAUGAAAUUAUAAAUACCGUGACCGAAGAAAAUACCCACUGGAAAAUAGUUGUACUAUACAAUUUCAUAAAAAUGGAUUUGAUUUCUUUUGAUAAAAGUUUCAUAUAAAUGUAAUUUGAUUUUUUAUUAUUGUAAUCUAGAGAAUACAGUGUAAGAGGGCUAAGAAUUUUUUAAUUGGAUCAUAUACAUGAUAUAAUUUGAUCUUUGUUAUAUCUUGGAAGUUUUGUCCUUGGGACUGAUAAGUGAAUUAUCACGUGCCUCUGGAAAACAUUUCCUUGGAACCCUACAUCAGCCUGACCCUCUCUCUCAGUCAGGUAUGACCUCACCUUUGCCUGCAUACCUCAAGGCUAGAAGAAUGUGCCUCAGUAACAUGUUUAUCUUCAUAAUCAGGCCAACUUCAAUUAGUUCUUCCACCUGGGUUGGGGUUUUUUUCUAUUACUCAGUUUGAAUAUCAGAAACUUUUUUAGUUCUGGCUGAAAACUGGCCUAAUAUAUAUUGCAACUGCUUGUAUCUUAUAUGAGAGGCUCAAUGCACCUCAGCACACAAGAUGAUCAGUCUCUUAGAAUAGUUGCCAGCCAGUAUGCUAAAGAAGGCCAGGCAUCUUUUUGUUUCUAAGGUGUAGUGAUUUGCCUCCCAUGGUAACACCUCCUUCAGAGUAGCAGGGAAACGUCAUUGUGACUACUCAGUGUCAUGGGAAGAAAGCUAAGAAGCAGUGUCCAGAAGAGGGGUGACUCUGAGUGCUCAGGACUCUGCUCAGAACUGUUACACAAAUACUGCCCUCAGCCCAGAGCAGCUCUUCCCAUAGCCUGUUAUUGUGUGGUUUUACUUUCAGUGAACCUUUGGAUCUCUCUUUACCUCUCUUUACUGUGGUCCUAAAUUCCAAUUCAACAGCAGACCUGUAAACUCACAGUACUUUUGUUUCUCCUAGUAUUCUACUCAAUAAGGAAACCAAGACAGGAUAAUGAAAA